Messenger RNA from Klebsormidium nitens, 1383 nucleotides. NCBI's taxonomy places the organism in Eukaryota, Viridiplantae, Streptophyta, Klebsormidiophyceae, Klebsormidiales, Klebsormidiaceae. The record is from the annotation of a GenBank genome assembly.
AUUUUUUCUGCAGCAGAUGCUCCCCAAUAAUUUGACUUUGUCGUCGAAAGCCCUUGGGGGGAUCCCUGAACCCAAGUGCAUGCUCGACCAUGCUCGCCCAGCGAAGUUCAUGACAUAGUCCUAAUGGCCUGCUAGAACUUGAACUUGAAGUUGAAGAAGACGCCAUCUUUGCUCAAUGUGCGCCACUAUUAAACCUUGGAGGUCGCGUUAUCCUGGCGACCCUUACGAUUGUGCAGCAAUUGUGCUGGAGCAAUGACAAGUUACAGCUGACCAGCAUGACUCGGCCUGAUGCUAUACCUCAUAACUUACGAAGGUUGUGAGCAAUGAACUGUGAAGUGUUUGACCUCAAGGAUCUCGAUGUCGAGCACUAUCAAGUUAGGGAAGUGUUAAGAUGCAUCCUCCACACCAUCAUGUUCAACCGAGCGCUCGGCCUCGUGCGCCCCCGCGACGUCGACUCCGAGCUCUUCGACAUCACGUACGUCCAGUGCGGUGACGCGAGCAUCGAGAAGCGCAUCGAGGAGCGGAUAGACCAGUUUUGCGGUUGGGUAGAGAAGCAUCCCACCAGAAAGGGCCAGAUCUGCCUGUCAUUCUACAACGAGAAGAAGUCGAAGCAGAUCUGGUUCAGCCGGCAGGUGGAGCGCCAGUAUUGGGAGCAGUGGAACGUGAACCUGAACGUGGCAAAGCCGGGGCAAGAGGACGCACCGGCGCCGCAGAAGCAGGAGUUUUCGGCGUUCACGGACUCAGCAGAAGCGGUGCUCGAGGACCGUAACCGACGGCAGGCCGCGCUCGAGGGAUCCCUCCGGGAGGUCCUGCUGCAAGUGCUGCAAAUCGUGAACGAGAAGAAGGAGCACAUACCGCCCGUGAUCCACUCGGACGUCGCGUCGUUCCCGUAUGAAAUCACCAUUCCCAAUUCUUCGGAGUCGAUGUUUGGGAUGGACAUGGUGAAGAGGAUGCUCCAGACACCGCCCCCUUCGAUGCUCAACUGAACGAACAUAGUGCAUCGCGCGACGACUUCUCAAUCGUUGGUUGGGACGUUAGAAGGGCUACCGUGAACGUGAAGGGAUGUUCCGGGGUUGAAUACAGGUAGCGCAAGUUGGGAAACUUACAUGGAAGUUUGAGGCUACGAAUCCAUAGUAGCACUUUGUAGGUCUGAUCUGAGGUCGUCGGAUUGGAGUAGCAAUUUGUACAGGUCAAGCAGCAUCGUAUAUGUACAGGCUCUAGGAUAAAUACUCUGCUUUUGGCAGUAUCGGAGACAAAGGUGAAGGCUUCAAAGUGGGCGGCCACGUAAAAUGUUAAGUCGAAUCGGAUGAGUAAGAUUGCACGGGAAGACGUGCGCGGUUUGCAUUGCAUGCCCUGGCCAUCAUGAUCUGCACAUGCAUGCCA